CAGCGCCAGGCCGAAGCGACUGUGGGGGCGGGUCGGGGGCGGAGCAGACACUCCGGAGCCUGCUCCCGGUGGGAGGGCGGUCCCCGCGGCAGCUUCUCGUCAUCUCCCCUUUCUCCGGUGGUGCUCGCCGCGGCCGCAUCUGGGAGAUCGUUGGAGCAGAACUACUGAGCAAAAGCAGGCUUUGCAUCUUCAGUUGUCAUCAAGUUUGCCAUCAAAUUGGAAAAGUUGAACUUGAAGCCUCCUGCCUGCAGGAGGCAGAGUGAUACAUAUUGCUCACAUAAUACAAGACAUGGGCUUCCACAUGACUUUUUACCUUUCCUACAAAUUCCGAUUACUAUUGCUUUUUACCUUAUGCCUGACAGUGGUCGGGUGGGCCACCAGUAACUAUUUUGUGGGUGCUAUUCAAGAGAUUCCUAAAGCAAAGGUAUUCAUUGCUAAUUUCAACAAGGCCAUCGUUUUGGGGAAGAAAGAAACUCUGACUAAUGAAGCAUCUGUGAAAAAAGCAGACCUCGACAACUGCCCUUCUACAUCUCCAUACCUCAGAGGUCAGGACAAGCUCAUUUUCAAACCAGAUCUUACUCUGGAAGAAGUGCAGGCAGAAAAUCCCAGAGUGCACAGAGGCCGGUAUCACCCUGAGGAGUGUAAGGCUUUACAGCGGGUUGCCAUCCUCAUUCCACACCGGAACAGAGAGAAACACCUGAUGUACCUGCUAGAACACCUUCAUCCCUUCUUGCAGAGGCAGCAGCUAGAGUAUGGCAUCUACAUUAUCCACCAGGCUGGAAGUAAAAAGUUUAAUCGAGCCAAACUCUUGAACGUGGGCUAUCUAGAAGCUCUCAAGGAUGAAAAUUGGGACUGCUUUAUAUUCCACGAUGUGGACUUGGUGCCAGAGAACGACUUGAACCUUUACAGGUGUGAGGAUCAGCCCAAGCAUCUGGUGGUUGGCAGGAACAGCACUGGGUACAGGCUACGUUACAGUGGAUAUUUUGGGGGUGUUACUGCCCUAAGCAGAGAGCAAUUUUUCAAGGUGAAUGGAUUCUCUAACAACUACUGGGGAUGGGGAGGCGAAGACGAUGACCUCAGACUCAGGGUUGAGCUUCAUAGAAUGAAAAUAAUCCGACCCAUGCCUGAAGUGGGUAAAUAUACAAUGAUCUUCCAUACUAGAGACCUGGGCAACGAGGUGAACAUAGAACGGAUGAAGCUCUUACAUCAGGUGUCAAGAGUCUGGAGAACAGAUGGGUUGAACAGUUGUAUUUAUAAGUUAGUCUCUGUGGAUUACAAUCCUUUAUAUAUCAACAUCACAGUGGAUUUUUGGUCUGCCCCAUGACCCUGGAUCAUCUGGUGAUGUUUGGAAGAACUGAAUAUUUGAUUGCAAUAAUUUUGGCCUAGAGACUUCCCCUAGUAGCACACAUUAAGAACUAGUUGUGGCUAAUUAUCUAGCCGAAUUUUCCCUUUUUAUAUUUUCUUAGCGGAGCUCCUGGUGAGAUGGAAUGUAACACACUUGUAACAAAACAGCUUUCUUUGUUAUUUUGAUCAUGAGGGUUAAAAUGUUGUAAAACAGGUACUUGAAGGACUAAAUGUAAAAGCAGUAAUCAAAAGAUAUGAUACAGGCUUCUUGGGAACUCUAAUUGAAGGAUAUUUAUUUAAGUUUGAAGUGAUACAUUGUGGGAUGAAAAAGGCCACAGGAAAUAAGGUUGCUGAAUGUCCCAGAGAACCAGAAUUGUUCUCAUCCGAGAGAUAAAGAUACGAAGAUGUAUUUCUGUUACUCAAUUUAUUUUGCAUGGUCAUCUGUGAAGAGAUGGGUCCCAGGUGAGAAGAAGGAAACAGAAGAGAGGAAAAGGAUGAGGAACCAAGAUGCAGUGAAUUUGGGAACAAAGAGCCACAUGGCGGGAGGACAGUGUUGUGCUGGCUGCUGCUGCUACUAUGCAGGUGGUAUCACCUGCCCGAUUACACCUUCUAGUAUGAGCCCAGAAAAAAAAAACACAUUAUCUACUAGUUUUUUAAGAAUUUUUGUAAAAUGAUUUUGUACAUGUAGGAUAUGAAUUAGCACUUUACUGAUUACAUAUUAACUAAUAAUACAUCAAAAAUACCUCUGCAGUAAAAUAUGAAAAGCUUUAGGUGCUCAA
Pteropus alecto (black flying fox) is the source of this 2123-nucleotide messenger RNA. RefSeq names its product beta-1,4-galactosyltransferase 4 (gene B4GALT4). Lineage: Eukaryota; Metazoa; Chordata; Mammalia; Chiroptera; Pteropodidae. Gene Ontology annotation, biological process: carbohydrate metabolic process. Bases 290 to 1324 code for a protein of 344 amino acids. Gene Ontology annotation, molecular function: glycosyltransferase activity. The record is from RefSeq and is a predicted model, not a curated record. The transcript is spliced from 7 exons.